This is a messenger RNA of Erythranthe guttata (spotted monkey flower), 2001 nucleotides long. RefSeq lists its product as uncharacterized. Gene Ontology annotation, biological process: N-acetylglucosamine metabolic process. Gene Ontology annotation, cellular component: membrane. Lineage: Eukaryota; Viridiplantae; Streptophyta; Magnoliopsida; Lamiales; Phrymaceae. Gene Ontology annotation, molecular function: beta-1,4-mannosylglycoprotein 4-beta-N-acetylglucosaminyltransferase activity. The record is from RefSeq and is a predicted model, not a curated record.
UAGAAGAAGAGAAGACAAUAGAAACGGCUUCAUUUUCAUUGUAAUCUUGACAACUGCCACCCAUUCACCUCCUUUCUGGUUUUUCCCUUUUCUGUCUUCUAAUUCUAAAUUUAUAUGUUUUUCUCUUCAAAUCCCUAAAUUUUCUCUCUCUACCCCUCUUUCUCUCUCUUCUGAACCUAUUACCAAAAAUAAUUUCAGGGCUGUUUGUACCCUUUCCAUCCUCCUCGUCUGUCUGAAUUCUUCAACUAUUGAACACAGAUCUCCAUUUGGGUUUUAUUUUCUCCUCAAUUUAAUUUCAUCUGGGUUGCAUUUCGCGAGGGUGAUAGAUACAUAUACAUAUAUAUAUAGAGAGAGAAAGGGAGGGUGAGAGGAAGAUAUGUGCAGUGUAUCGAGAAUUUGGGAGAAAGUAUGUACGAUGGCUGAAGGGGGAUCUCAUUAUUGUUCGAAGAAGACCGAUGAUAUAUGCGGCGACGCGCGUGAGGAUUCGAGUCGAACAUUGAGCAUGACGAGAUUAAAGUGCAUUCUUCGCGGAGCAGAUAUAAAAGCAUACAUAUUCCUCUUCAUGCUAAUCCCGACGUGCGUAUUCGUAAUAUACAUGCACGGCCAAAAAAUAACCUACUUUCUCCGGCCGCUAUGGGAAUCUCCGCCGAAGCCCUUCCACGAGAUCCCCCACUACUACCAUGAAAACGUCUCGAUGGAAAACCUCUGCAAGCUCCAUGGCUGGGGGACCCGCGAAUUCCCUCGGAGAGUCUUCGACGCGGUCUUGUUCAGCAACGAAAUCGACAUGCUCAAGAUUCGUUGGAAAGAGUUGUACCCUCACGUAACGGAGUUUGUGCUUCUCGAAUCGAAUUCGACCUUCACUGGACUUCCAAAGCCGUUUGUCUUUUCAAAAAUUAGAGACCAGUUCAAAUUCCUCGAGCCCAGAUUGAAUUACGGGCGGGUACCGGGCAGGUUCCGGGCGGGCGAAAACCCGUUUGUCGAAGAAGCUUAUCAGAGGCUGGCGUUGGAUUAUCUUCUCAAGCAAGCUGGUAUUCAAGAUGACGAUUUAUUGAUAAUGUCGGAUGUUGACGAAAUACCUAGUCGGCACACGAUUAAUUUACUGAGGUGGUGCGACGGGGUGCCACCUGUACUUCAUCUCCGAUUGAAGAAUUAUUUAUACUCGUUCGAGUUUCUUCUCGAUAAUAACAGCUGGAGGGCUUCGGUUCAUAUUUAUCAAUCGGGCAAAACAAAGUACGCGCAUUACAGACAGUCGGAUGUGAUCUUGGCCGAUGCGGGGUGGCAUUGCAGCUUCUGUUUUCGGUACAUAAGUGAGUUUAUAUUCAAGAUGAAAGCUUAUAGCCAUGUGGAUAGGGUUAGGUUUUCUCAUUUCUUGAACCCGAAAAGAAUUCAACGUGUGAUAUGUAAAGGUGCUGACUUGUUCGAUAUGUUGCCCGAGGAAUAUACCUUCAAGGAAAUAAUCGGGAAAAUGGGGUCUAUUCCACAUUCGUAUUCGGCCGUUCAUUUGCCUGCGUAUUUAUUGGAGGAAGCGGAUCAGCUUAAGUUUCUUCUGCCCGGGAAUUGCUUGAGAGAGAGUGGUUGAAUUAUGUGGAAUUUAAAUUAACUGAAAAAGAAAAAAAGAAAACCGUAUACUUGAUUGUAUCGGUUUGAAGUGAAGAUUUGGCUCUCGAUGAAGGGGGUAUUCGUUUAACCGAUUUGAUGAUGACUGUGCGUGGAUUGCUUUUAUAACCAUGCUACAUGUCCAGAGCCCUUACGUAUAUCAUUCUUUUUCCUUUUUUUUUACAGGCGUCUCUUUUUUUUUCCUUCGUAAAAUUGGACAUAAUCUUCGGAUUUUCUAGAGUGAGUUUCUGUACAUAUUUUUUUUUUUUUGCUUAAGAGUUUGAUUUUCGUGCGAAUCGAUAGUUUUGAUGCGUUUAAAUGGGAAAUUAAUCGGCUGUGACAUGAACAAGUUGUUGUAACUAGUUUUACUCGUUUUCUCGUUACGGAUGUGAUUCGACUGCUUUA